CAGACCACCAGUCAGGCACUGGAAAACAAGAAGAACAGAGAGAGGAAGCGGAAUAAUAUGUGGGAUAUUACCUUAUCAUGGUUGCAUUUUGCGCAAAAGGAGACGCUCUAACGCUAUUGACGUUGCUCUGUUUGACCUUUACUCUGAGGUCAGAUGCGCAAUAUGAAAACUACAAUUUCAAAAAGUUCCCUAAGGAGGAGCUCAUGCCCCUUACCACUGCCUACGGAUUAGCUUUGGAUCAUUAUGCAGCAGAAAAAUGGACGGAGUCGAUCAAAUAUUUGGAAUUGAGUUUGCGAUUGCAUCGGCUCUUCAGAGACAGUGUUAGGUACUGCGUGCUGCACUGUAACAGCAGCAAAUACGAGGAACUUUCCGUCACUGGAAAUAAGGAUCUCCACGUCUACUGGCACGUUAUGAUGAGAUCGUCCUGCCAGAAGAAGUGCAGAAAGCAUUUCCCCGCGCUGCAGCUCCCUCCUCCGAGCAGACACACCUUGGAGGAUUUCAUCAGGAGAACUCCCUACAGAUACCUGUACUUUGCACACUCAAGGCUGAAUGACUUGCAGAGGGCCGUCCCCUGCGCCUACACUUACCUCCAGAAGAACCCAGAAGACCAGGAGAUGCAGCAGCUGAUGGAGGAGCACAAGAGCCAGUACGACCUGAAGGGCUACCUCUUCGACCAUGAAGAACAAGCCUAUGAGGCCUCCUUUCUGAGAGGAGUGAAACUCAUAAAUUCAGGUGACUACAGCAGCGGAGUUAAAGAAAUGGAGGACGCUCUGGUGCUCUACCUCCAAGAGUAUGAGCUCUGUCAGGCAGACUGUGAAGGGAUCAGUCAACUUUCUCCAGACAGUGACUUCUAUGCAGUCAUAGCAGAUAUAUAUGUUGAUGAACUACGCUGUAAGCUGAAGUGCGAGGAGAACUUGAUGCCUAAUGUCGGAGGUUAUUUUGUGGAGAAAUUUGUGGCCACUCUGUACCACUAUCUCCAGUAUGCCUAUUAUAAAUUGAACAAUGGCCGCAGUGCGUUGCCCUGCGCUUACAGCUACUUCCUGUUUGAGCCUGAGGACCAGGUAAUGAAGCAGAACCUCCAGUACUAUGGUGCCUACAGUGAGCAGUGGGGCCUCCAAGAAAAACACUUCACACCCAGGAUGGAGGCUCUCAAACUCUACAACCACACCGUAAUCCAGAAGCAGAUGCUGACCUCUGCACAGAAGUACCAAGAGAUGGAUGAUAGGGAUUUUCUUGGACCAGAGGAAGCGGCACGUUUAGCCUCAGAGUCUCCGGAUGCUGAGUUUGAAGGGAUGGGAGACUAUGAGGAGUCUUUCACUGCUAACUGGAGGCAACCGAAAGGCAAAGGAGAUGCUGGGGAGUCAAGUAUCUGAAGAGAGCUGGGGAAUAAACUUUUGACAGUAUCAAUAUUAACUGUUUUCAUACCAAACUGGAGUCUGAUAAGGUGUCCAACCAAUUAACAAGCCCGCAAAUGAAAGCAUUUUAUCAGCUUGAUUAAAAUACAUGCAGAUUUUAACAAGUGAAUGACCUAUUAAAACUGCAUGCAUGCCUAAAUGCAAGUAUUUACUUUCAGACAGCACAAUCAAAGGUCUUGCAAGGAUUAAUUACUCAGCAACAUUUAAAACAUUAUUAAGUAUAGAACAUUUUUAUAGUUGGUACUUCAAAGCAUGCAGCAUGCACUAUGAAGGAAAUGUCCAUAUGGCAGACUAAGCAUUCAUUUAGUUUGUACCUCAAGUAACAAAAUACUUUACAUUCUUCCAGUUCUCAACUAAAACACCCCCAACAAAUAUUUACAAAUACAACCUGAUAACUAACUAGGAAGAAGUUCAAGCAAGUUGACUCUUCACCACUGUAAAACUGCUGCUAUACAACGUCUUUUAGAAUCACAGAUUGAUAAAUAUACAUAUAAACCUGCAAGAUAACAUAAGUUACAUUUAAAAGUGACUAUAUUUUUAAAGCUGCAUCUUAAAACAGACAUGCGACCAAUGUAACACACAGUAAUUGUUUGUCAGAUAUGUUUUAAUAUGCAUUUUGAUAUACAAUAAUAUGAGUAUUUACAUUAUAAGCUAAUACUGGUUACCUCCCUGGGACUGAACGACGUUGACUUCCAUAUGUGAAUAUAGCGCCAAUAACCUCGUCCAACUUUAAUGUGUGACGGCGGUAAACACAGUGUGACCUGUAAAAGUCUGUCCUUGAGUAUUUGAUUUUAUACAGCAUGUACACGGAUUAAAGAGUGAAAGUAUAACCAAAGGGUUGACAUUUUAAA
Messenger RNA from Eleginops maclovinus (Patagonian blennie), 2266 nucleotides. RefSeq names its product cartilage-associated protein-like. Gene Ontology annotation, molecular function: collagen binding; protein binding. Gene Ontology annotation, biological process: collagen fibril organization; peptidyl-lysine hydroxylation. The record is from RefSeq and is a predicted model, not a curated record. Gene Ontology annotation, cellular component: endoplasmic reticulum. The coding region runs from base 78 to 1373 and encodes 431 amino acids. NCBI's taxonomy places the organism in Eukaryota, Metazoa, Chordata, Actinopteri, Perciformes, Eleginopidae. The transcript is spliced from 7 exons.